AUGGUAUUUCCAAACUUUGAAGAGUUAAAGAAUGCUGUCUCAAUUUUCCACAUCCGACACCGAAAAAAUUUCUGCUCCAGUUACAAAAAAAGCAGUUCUUGGCGAGCUGUUUGUGCAACCACUGGACCACAACAAACGCCGUGUAAUUGGUCACUCUCAGCUGCUAAAUUGAAGGGUACAACAAACCAAUGGAAGAUAAAAAAGGUGUCGACUACACAUACUUGCCAAAAUGUUUUCAUUGAAGGAGGAAUGGACAGGGUGUGCGGUAGUGAUUUAAUUGCUGCUCUGGUCACACGUAAGAUUUGUGAAGACCCACACUACAAAGUCAAACACAUCCAAACCGAUGUAAAAAAUGAGUACGGAUUAGAUGUGAGUUACAGGAAAGCGUGGUAUGCUAGGCAAAAAUGCAUUGAGACUGAGUACGGCAAAUUUGCUGACUCGUACAAUGAGCUACCAAGUUUCCUCAUGUCUUUGAAGGCAACAAACCCCGGCACCAUAAUUGAAUUUGAUUUCACACCAUCCCCUCCAUCUCCAAGUGGCGAAAGCGCGUACGUUCAUUUCAAGUAUGCAUUUUGGGCUUUUAAGCCAGCGAUAGACGGCUUCCAGUAUUGCUUCCCAGUUAUUGGUGUGGAUGGUACACACCUCUAUGGAAAAUACAAGGGCAACCUCCUAUUAGCGGUCGGGACGAACGCUAAUAAUGAAAUCUUUCCACUGGCCUAUUCCAUUGUGGACGCUGAAACCGCAGCCAGCUGGAGUUAG
Messenger RNA from Ipomoea nil (Japanese morning glory), 759 nucleotides. RefSeq lists its product as uncharacterized. Lineage: Eukaryota; Viridiplantae; Streptophyta; Magnoliopsida; Solanales; Convolvulaceae. The record is from RefSeq and is a predicted model, not a curated record. The transcript has a single exon. The coding region runs from base 1 to 759 and encodes 252 amino acids.